UGCCCGCGCCCCGCCGCCCCGCCCGCCCCCGCGGCGCGCGACGUGGACGUCUCUGGGGCGGCCGCGCCGUCGCUCAACCGGAAGCGGAAGUCGAAGCCUCCGCGCCAAGAUGGCGCCGCCCGCGCCGCUGCUGGCAGUGAGAGGAUCCGAAGGGCUUUAUAUGGUGAACGGGCCACCCAGUUUCGCAGAGAGCACCGCCUUUCCAAGGGACGCUGGAAAAAACUGCAAAGCUGUUGCUUUUAGCAAGGACGGUUCCCUCUUUGCCUGGUGCAAUGGAGAAAAAGUAAACGUCGUUAAUGUCACCAGUGCUGAGCUGCUGCGUUCCUUUGAUCUCCCAAAGACAGUUUGCCUUGAGUUCUCGCCAAAGAACACGGUCCUGGCCACAUGGCAGCCCUACACAACUGCUAAAGACGGCACCGCGGGGGUGCCCAACCUGCAGCUUCAUGAUGUGAAAACUGGAAAAUGUCUGAAAUCUUUCAUCCAGAAGAAGAUGCAGAACUGGUGUCCUUGCUGGGCAGAUGACGAGAGCGUUUGUGCCAGGAACGUGAACAACGAAGUGCACUUCUUCGAAAACAACAGCUUCAAUACUAUUGCAAACAAACUGCAUUUGCAAAAGGUGAAUGAUUUUGUGUUAUCUCCAGGAGCGCAGCCAACGAAGGUUGCUGUGUAUGUUCCGGGCAGCAAAGGGGCGCCGUCCUUCGUCAGGCUGUACCAGUACCCCAACUUCGGCGGCCCCCAGUCCGCACUGGCCAACAAGAGUUUCUUCAAAGCGGACAAGGUGACAAUGCUCUGGAACAAGAAAGCCACUGCUGUGCUGGUGAUAGCGAGUACGGACGUCGAUAAAACAGGCGCCUCGUACUACGGAGAGCAGACCCUGCACUACAUCGCCACCAACGGAGAGAGCGCCGUCGUACAAUUGCCAAAAAAUGGCCCUAUUUAUGAUGUUGUGUGGAACCCCAAUUCUGUCGAGUUCUGUGCUGUGUAUGGUUUUAUGCCUGCCAAAGCGACCGUUUUUAAUCUGAAAUGUGACCCUGUGUUUGAUUUUGGAACCGGUCCUCGCAACGCUGCCUACUACAGCCCCCAGGGCCACGUCCUGGUGCUGGCGGGAUUCGGGAACCUCAGGGGACAGAUGGAAGUGUGGGACGUCAAAAGCUACAAACUCAUUUCCAAGCCGGUGGCCUCGGACUCCACGUACUUCGCGUGGUGCCCCGACGGGGAGCACAUCGUGACGGCCACGUGUGCGCCGCGGCUGCGCGUCAGCAACGGCUACAAGGUCUGGCACUACACGGGCCCCGUGCUGCACAGCCACGCGGUGCCGCCCGGCGAGGAGCUGUGGCACGUGUGCUGGCAGCCCUGCCCCGACGGCGCCUUCCCGGCGCAGGCCGUGAAGUACCAGGCGGUGCCCGGCGAGCUGCCCAGCGCCGAGCCCAGGCCCGCCCAGGCCUACAGACCUCCGGCCCUGAGGAACAGACCCGCCGCCAGCUCCAAGCUCCAUGAGGAUGAGCCGCCGCAGAACAUGAAGCAGCUGGGAAGCAGCGAUAAGCCACUCUCCAAAACGGCUCUCAAGAAUCAAAGGAAACAUGAAGCGAAGAAAGCUGCUAAGCAGGAGGCCAAAGCCGAUGCGAACCAGGAACCAGCGCCGUCGGUGCCGCAGGACGCGCCGCGCAAUGCCGCGCCGGCCGUCACCUCGGGAGACCCCGAGGUUGACAAGAAGAUCAAGAAUUUAAGAAAGAAACUAAAGGCAAUUGAGCAACUGAAAGAACAAGCAGCUGCUGGCAAACAGCUGGAGAAAAACCAGUUGGAGAAGAUUCAGAAGGAAACUGCUCUUCUUCAGGAGCUGGAGGACCUGGAGCUGGGUCUUUAAAACGUCGUGGAAAUCCAGUGCGGUGUCAACACAAAGCUCCUGGAAGAUACUAAUUUGUACUAACUUGAACACAAUAAAAUGAGGAUGCGAAACUCCA
Molecule: messenger RNA, 1961 nt
Organism: Columba livia (rock pigeon)
Lineage: Eukaryota; Metazoa; Chordata; Aves; Columbiformes; Columbidae
Gene: EIF2A
Product: eukaryotic translation initiation factor 2A
Exons: 14
Coding region: 110-1864 (584 amino acids)
Biological process (GO): translational initiation
Cellular component (GO): cytosolic small ribosomal subunit
Molecular function (GO): mRNA binding; tRNA binding; protein binding
Source: RefSeq, a predicted model, not a curated record